Molecule: messenger RNA, 2818 nt
Organism: Austrofundulus limnaeus
Lineage: Eukaryota; Metazoa; Chordata; Actinopteri; Cyprinodontiformes; Rivulidae
Gene: ccz1
Product: CCZ1 homolog, vacuolar protein trafficking and biogenesis associated
Exons: 17
Coding region: 210-1652 (480 amino acids)
Biological process (GO): vesicle-mediated transport
Cellular component (GO): Mon1-Ccz1 complex; intracellular membrane-bounded organelle
Source: RefSeq, a predicted model, not a curated record
GUGUGACACCGCGCUGUCAAAACCAGGAAGUCAAAGAUGUAAAGUGCUACAAUGCGCGCGGCAUCUUCUUUUAUUGAGUCGUUUCCAUACCUUUUAGCUUUAAUAAGCCAUUAACAGAGAGCAGCUGGACGUGUUGUUUGUUUUAUUCGCACACGGCAUGCUUACCAGACCAUCAUUAAACAAAGGAAAUCCAGACACAAGUUUUACUAAUGCUCAUGAUUAGUCCCAAAAUGGCAUCGGGGGUGCAAGAGAAACAGUACACACCAUGUCUUCUGAGUUUUUUCAUUUAUAACCCUACAUUUGGACCACGAGAAGGAGAGGAAGAGAAAAAGAUUCUGUUUUACCACCCAAGUGAAGUUGAGAAGAAUGAAAAGAUUCGAAAUGUGGGUCUUUGUGAAGCCAUCGUACAGUUCACCAGGACAUUCUGUCCAACAAAACCAGCAAAAUCUCUGCACACGCAGAAGAACCGGCAGUUUUUCUUUGAGCCUGAGGAAAAUUUCUGGAUUGUCAUGGUGGUCCGAAACCCGAUUAUUGAGAAACCAAACAAAGACGGUAAACCUCCCACAGCUGAGUACCAGGAAGAGGAAAUGCUUGACACAGUUUAUGGUGCAGUGGUAAAGCAGUGUUACAGCAUGUACAAGCUCUUUAAUGGCACGUUUAGUCGAGCGAUGGAAGCCGGAGGAGUCGAGMUGCUCAUCCAGAAGCUUGAAAAGUUCUUCUACAGGUAUCUGCAGACCCUCCACCUGCAGUCAUGCGACCUGCUGGACGUCUUCGGAGGCAUCAGCUUCUUCCCUCUGGACAAGAUGACCUACCUGAAGAUUCAGUCKUUUGUCAACAGAGUGGAGGAGAGCCUCAGCCUGAUCAAAUACACAGCCUUCCUCUACAAYGACCAGCUCAUAUGGAGUGGGCUGGAACAGGACGACAUGAGAAUCCUGUACAAGUAUCUGACCACCUCGCUGUUCCCCAGGCACUCAGAACCAGAGUUGGCYGGCAGAGACUCUCCUCUGAGGCCAGAAGUUGCAGGAAAUUUGUUACACUAUGGAAGGUUUUUAACUGGACCCACGAACCUCAAAGACCCAGAGGCCAAGUUCAGAUUUCCAAAAAUAUUCGUCACAACCCACGGCGGCUACGAGGAGCUGCAUCUGGUUGUGUACAAGGCUAUGAGUGCUGCUGCCUGUUUUAUGAUCAGUGCUUCUGUAGAGCUGACACGAGAGUUCUGCGAGCAGCUGGACAGCUUGGUGGGCCCUCAGCUCACACUGCUGGCAUCAGAUAUAUGUGAACAGUUCACCAUUAACCGCAGGAUAUCUGGGCCAGAGAAGGAGCCCCAGUUUAAGUUCAUCUACUUUAACCACAUGAACCUGGCAGAGAAGAGCACCAUUCAUAUGAGGAAAACCGCCACCGUUUCUCUCACUUCGGUCCAGUCUGACCUCAUGAAGAUUCUGGGAGACAUCAACUGUGACUUUGCGAGGGUUGAUGAAGAUGAGGAAAUCAUCGUAAAAGCUAUGACAGACUACUGGGUAGUCGGAAAGAAGUCUGAUCAGAGAGAACUGUACGUGAUCCUAAAUCAAAAGAACGCCAACCUGAUUGAAGUUAAYGAGGAAGUUAAAAGGCUUUGUGCGACACAGUUUAACAACAUAUUCUUCUUGGACUGAACACAGACGGAGACUGUUUGACACUAAAAAAAAAAACUGUCAGCAUUGCAGGAUUUCGGUGACAGCAUCAGCGUAAUGCAAUAAUUGCAUUGUAAAAUAAUACUAUUAAAAAUCUUUCUCACCAAGUUUUUUUUUCAUUUAACCCACUUAUUGUAAUUAUUUUCCUGUAAUUAUCUAUAAAAUACAUUUUGCUUGUAUGUACUGCAUUUCCCAUUUUAGUUUUGUUCUGUGUUUUUUUAAUGUUAUCACAGUGUCUCAGUUUAAUUUAAAAAUGUGUAGCAGAGAAUUUUCCUGUUUUAUUUGAUGAUCAGUGAGCUUUAAGAUGUCAACAUGUCAGAUAUAUUGUAGUUUGCAAACAACCGCACUAAGCUUAACUCAAGAAUUUGUUUUUCUUUGUGUCCAAAAAUAUAUAUUUUAAUAAGAUGUUCAGUUUUGAAACAGAUGGUUUUGAAAAAUCAAUGCAAACUGAUUUUUGUCACUGAAAUUGUUCUACAUUUACUGAUUACAGGAACUAAUAUUUUUACAUAAAAGGUGUCAUCACUCAGUUUGCAAUAUCCAUAGACAGUUUAUGUUUUGUUAUGAUUAAAAAACUUACAUAUGGUAUUGAGCUAUCUUUUCUGAAUAUCCUAAUUUAGCAACUUGAUUCGGUCAUAAAACAAAAGCAGAUUUAUUCUGAGCCAUUAUUCUGAUCUGAAUAAGACCCAGUCAGGAGUCACCUGAUCCCAAAUGUUUUUUUUAACAAUUAAAAGUUAUUAUACUUAAUGCAUGUUUCAUCCCAUUUUUUAGACCUUUUUCUUUGUAGUAUUUAUAUAGGGUAUUAUUAGUAUAACUAAGCCUACAAACUAAAAUCUAAUUUUGAAGUUAAAUUUUGUUCAUAUUAGUGGUUACGUUUUACCUGUUGCAAAUAAUGUAAUCCUCAACCUGAAUUGAUAAUUUGACAGCUUUAUUUUCUAAUCCUGGAUAAUCCACUUUUAUGAAAUAACAUCUACUGUUGAUUAUGUUUGUGAGAUUGUUUUCUAUAAUGUCUCAUUUUUUCCUGUUUCAGCUCAAGCAAAACAUUCACAACCAAACAACGCAUUUAUUUACAUCUAGGGUGUGUUUAGAUUUAUCAAACGUUUUGAACUAGGUAACAGGACGAAUUUACAUAAUAAAUGACAUUUAAAACA